Molecule: messenger RNA, 2714 nt
Organism: Procambarus clarkii (red swamp crayfish)
Lineage: Eukaryota; Metazoa; Arthropoda; Malacostraca; Decapoda; Cambaridae
Gene: Prx4
Product: Peroxiredoxin 4
Biological process (GO): hydrogen peroxide catabolic process; cell redox homeostasis; response to oxidative stress
Cellular component (GO): cytosol; endoplasmic reticulum
Molecular function (GO): thioredoxin peroxidase activity
Source: RefSeq, a predicted model, not a curated record
UUCAGGUCGUUUUGAAUUAUGAGAAUUUAAAGGCUGAAACACUUAAUUGAAAACUUAACAAACAUAUGUAAUUGUAAUAGAAUUGUUAAAGAUGAAUGACACUCGAAAUAUUACAUCAUAUAGAAAACAUACAUGUUUACGAAGGAAGCUGUAGCCAGCGUGAGAUGAUCGGGACACACAUUUCCUUCCACCAAUCACAAACGGCCAUAUACUGUUGUUGUGACGCCCAAGCCACCACCUCUGUACAAGCUGUGGCUCACCUACCCAUCCUGAUGGCGCUUCUCCAGCUGUGUGCCCUCGUGGGGCUCAUGUACAUGGGCGUGGGUGUGGCAGGCUUGGCAGACGAGCAGUGCCACACCUUCGCUGGAGGAGCCGUCUACCCUAACACCGAGGGCCGGGCAUCUGGGCACAACCUCCAGUGGACCAAAGCCAUGAUAAGCAGGCCUGCACCAGCAUGGGAAGGUACUGCUGUAAUUGACGGCCAGUUUCAAGAGUUGAAGCUCUCCGAUUUCCGUGGCAAAUACCUAGUCUUCUUCUUCUACCCAUUAGACUUUACAUUUGUGUGUCCAACUGAGAUUUUGGCUUUUAAUGAUCGAGUGGAAGAGUUUCGGAAGUUAAACACUGAAGUAAUAGCCUGUUCAAUCGACUCUCACUUCACUCACCUUGCUUGGACUAACACAGCACGUAAGGAUGGUGGUUUGGGCAAGUUGAAGAUACCUCUACUCUCUGAUAUUACACACAAGAUUUCCAAAGAUUAUGGGGUUUACUUGGAAGACCAAGGUAUUGCUCUCAGGGGUCUAUUCAUUAUUGAUGACAAGGGUGUACUGCGUCAAAUUACCAUGAAUGAUCUACCCGUUGGCCGAUCUGUGGAUGAAACUCUCCGCCUAGUGCAAGCUUUCCAGUUUACAGAUGAACACGGGGAAGUGUGUCCUGCUGGCUGGAAACCUGGCGAUGAUACAAUCAUCCCCAACCCGCAAGAGAAACUCAAGUAUUUUAAGAAGGCUAACCGGCAGUAGUGUAUCCUCAGGGCAGCAGUAUUUAUGAAGAGUGUACCUGCAGAGCGAGAGAAAUUGCCAGGUUUUGCAUUUUUUGUCCCCCUACACUGGACAAGAUGUUAUAAACUGGAAGCAGUUUUACUUGGUGGUACACGUUAGUCAAGCGCUCAUUAGAUCAGUGUAGCUAAUUUAUAACAGUUGAUGAAAUGGUACCUUAACACAUGUUAGUUACGAAAUGCAAUAAAAUAAUGAUCGAGUCAAAGAUGGUGGUGUAUUAAGGUAACAUGAUAGUGAAUGUUACUGAUCAUCACAAAGUAGAGGUCAGCAUGAACUAUGACCUGACUGAAAGCAUGUGAGACAUUUGUUUAGAUUAACUUAAAGAAGGUCAGUGUGGCCUUUCUCUUGAUUUAUUGAGAAUGAUGAUGAUGAUGAUAUACAGCUGCUUUUGAUGAUAUAUAUGAGACUGAAUAUUCCAGUCAGAGCUGGAAAGUUCAGGUAUAAACACAUGACAAAUAAUUGGGAAGCUAAACAUAAAAUUUCAUUGGAAUAGGAAGUCUCAUUUCCUAAAUAAACAGAAGUACAAUAUUUGUAUUGUCAGGCUUCUACUGGAGUAUCAGAGGAAGAUAUUGUUAGUAUAGAGAUUCCAGUUAUCUUUGCUGUUUACUAACUAGAAUCAUAUUUUGCAUUCCUUUAAUUAAAAUGGUUUUACUGCUGGGCAUUCCAUGACAGACAGUGAAGAGCUUGAAAUAUUAUGUUGAGACAUCUGAAUAUACUUUUUUUAAAUUAUGUAAAAUGUGUAAACAAAAUUUACAUAGCAACAAUAUGAUCUUUUAGAUCAAGGGUUAUGAAAUGGAAGUUAGUGUACCCACCUCAAGGGUACACGGGAUAGUUUCCAGGGUACACGUGAAGGAUUGGAAAACAAUUUGUAGAGGAAUAAUGACAGAUGAAUUCAUCAGUUGACCAAACCACACACACACUAGAAAGUGAAAGGAUGACGACGUUUCGGUCCGUCCUGGACCAUUCUCAAGUCGAUUGACUUGAGAAUGGUCCAGGACGGACCGAAACGUCGUCGUCCCUUCACUUUCUAGUGUGUGUGGUUUGGUCAACAUAUUUCAGCCACGUUAUUGUGACUCCUUGUCUGCAUAUGAAUUCUCAUUCCCUCUAAUUCCCUCUAAUACGUGUCAAUGGCCUGAUAACUUUAGAGGGUACCUGGUGAGAAAAUGCUGGAUUACCCUUUGGUUUAGACUAUCUUAAUUUGUAAUUUUUACAUUCCUCUGCUCCAGAAAUAUAUAUUUCAAUAUACUUGAAGAAGUCUCAUGUUUGCUCUUUUUAUUAAUAAAUAAUAGGUCUUGUCUUCCAUUAUGUCAAGUGAUCAUACAUUAUCUUGUUUAAUACAAAUAUUGAACGGUAUUAAUGUGUGCGAGUGUUAUUAAAAGGUGAUGGUCCACUGGGUGUUUUGGAAUUUGUCGUUUUGUGUUGCGGUAUUCUGGACAAAGAGAUUGAGCUGCUACAUUCAUAUUUAUCGACUAACUGUUUUCUGCAUUGUUCCCGACAUUUUAACAGUGGGAGCAUGUCUCGGAGAACACGUGUGUCUACCGAAUAUUUAAAGUAUCAACAAUGAAGAGCAUGUUACUGUUGUUAAACUUAUUUUAUUAUGUUGAUUUGGCUAUUGACUUUCUUAGAUAAAUUUGAUACAGUUUGUCUCGAGGUUAAUAACAA